UUAAAUUUGGCUAAUCAUCGAACUAACGGACUAUCUUCAUGUCCUGGAGUUGUGGUCUACAUUCCACGGGCAGACAGCUUGCUAUCUAAGCUACCUCGAAUUGCACGCCAUUGCUUCGUAUCCGGUCUUCGUCAGCUGCUUUCUGAACAGCGCCUCUUAACAACCUGUCUUGCGGCCUCUCAUGUUAUUCAUAGUUCUAUCCUUCCUGGCGAACGCCUCUCCUAUGACUCAGCUUCAGCCGUUAGCUCAUCCUCAGCCGCAACUCCUCAUCUAGACCUCGGCCGGCACAAUCAAACUAGAACUAAUUAUCGUCGCCUUUUGGUGAUUGCUAGUCUGCGGCGACGGCCUACUCGAUUGACCGGUCUCUCUGUUGCUAUUUGCCCUAUUGCCACAGUUACACCAACUUUUCAUCCACCUCGUGACUGUGUGUCAACGAAAACGAUGACGAUCCCUAGUACCAGUCGAACUGAAGAGUCUGAGCAGCCAGAUGUGACGACAAUUACUUUUUCUUCCAACUUAAAUAGCUCUAAUAAAAUACAUGGCUUUCCUCGAUUGAAUAUAGAGGACAAGCAACGACAGAUUGAGAUUGAGGCAAAGAAAAAGAUGAAAUCGGCUCCUCGUCAUAACACAAACACUCAUAGAUUGACAUCGCCUGAACGAUCUCCACCCGUCUUGGCACCGAUGUGCAAUGGCCCAGUUUCUUCAGAACGGUCCGAAUUUAUUUGCAAUGGCUAUACCUCCUCUGGCACUAUGCAUCGUCUUAUCCGACAGCAGAUUGGUCACCCCAGAACUAUCGGCCAAUUGUCUCAAACAAGCUCUCGUUCACAUUCUGCACCCUCUUCCCCAUCGCCCUCUUCUCCAUCGUCCAUUCCUCCCGUUGACCAUCUAUGGCCAAACCUUACUAGUCAAAGGCAAGACGAGCUUCUUCAUCAGUCUCCUAGCGAUCAAGGCCCUGUCGACGUCGAGAUUACUGAACACAGCGACACAUCCGUUCUGUCGACCACACCUUACACUUCAUCUUUUUCAUCUUGCUCAUCGUCAUCUACAUCAUCCUCGUUUUCAGAAUGGGAUCUAGACGCUGAAACCAGUCCUCCAAAUAGACGGCGACGACCUCCACGUCGGGUUGGUCCACAUUUUACAUUGUCACGCUCCUUGGACCAGCCUUGUCGAUCAAAAAAUCACAUUGAUCAGGUCGGGCCAUGCCUUGAUAAUAAGGACUCCGAUACUGAUGUUUCUGAAGUAGAUCAUCACCAUCGGUCCGCAAAAGUUUCGAAGCGUCAUCGAACAGAAUCAGUCGGUCAGCGACUAUUGGCCCGACUCCUUGGCCUUCCAAAAACACAUAUUUCAUCAGCGGAACCGGGCCGAAUUUCCGACUCAACCUACCCCCACGACUCAGCUACUAGUGAGGCUCACUUGCCAAUAGAUCUUGCCAUGGGCCGCUUCUCCGGUCGUGUUGAGGUUAUACAUCUGCGUCGGCCUGGCCGGAUCACGCGAACCCGGCUUUUUGCUCCUCUUCUGAUGCAUUUGACUCGUCUCUCUGUGAUCAGUUCGCGAGACCACCAUUCCUCUCUGAUUAGGCUUAGGAAACGCGUUCGGUGCAAAAGAGCGUAUGAUCCAUUUUUUUGUCCAUAA
Molecule: messenger RNA, 1632 nt
Organism: Protopolystoma xenopodis
Lineage: Eukaryota; Metazoa; Platyhelminthes; Monogenea; Polystomatidea; Polystomatidae
Source: the annotation of a GenBank genome assembly